Molecule: messenger RNA, 614 nt
Organism: Tricharina praecox
Lineage: Eukaryota; Fungi; Ascomycota; Pezizomycetes; Pezizales; Pyronemataceae
Exons: 3
Coding region: 258-614 (118 amino acids)
Biological process (GO): DNA repair
Molecular function (GO): catalytic activity
Source: RefSeq, a predicted model, not a curated record
CCAGUUUCUCGGGCCUUCGGGGAACAGUCGCCACUUCCACCACUUUCUCCUCCUGGAUGGAUCAUUCUAUGCCGUCCUGCAAACGUUAUGUAUGGGAGUGGACUAACCCAGACCAGUCUAAGUCGACCCCGACUUCUUGGCAGUUCCGAUCGACGCACGAUGACUCUGUUUAGGUUAUCAACCUUUCUGUUUGUACCUGCACUGCCAGCUCCUCUCGCCAACAUCUUACGCCCGCAUCUCUUAUUAAUACCCUCACCAUGGCACCCCGCAACGCCUACUUCGUGGAAUUCCAGCGCAACGUCUUCAAACACCUCUCGACAAUCCCUCCCGGCAGCGUCACCUCCAUAACCUCCCUGGCAAGGUUUAUGUCAACGCCCGAGAUCAUAGUCGAGCGGGCGCUGAACAAUGCAGUCUUGUCGAGUACGAACCCGCUCCACCGGAUCUUGAAGGCAGGAAGGAGACCGGAUGAACUCAGGAUCAGACAGACCAGCCAUAAGCAGUUGCUACUUGACGAAGGCGUGCAGGUGGGGUAUUAUGGCGAGGUGCAGAAGAAGGGGGUGAUGUGGCAGGGGUGGGGAGGGAAGGAGACGACGAAAGACGAUGAGGCGAUUUGA